Messenger RNA from Mytilus californianus (California mussel), 626 nucleotides. RefSeq lists its product as uncharacterized. The record is from RefSeq and is a predicted model, not a curated record. The transcript has 8 exons. NCBI's taxonomy places the organism in Eukaryota, Metazoa, Mollusca, Bivalvia, Mytilida, Mytilidae. Bases 20 to 607 code for a protein of 195 amino acids.
UCUUUUUUAUAUAAUAUAAAUGUUUUGUCUCUUUGUAGCUUUUAUUCCAGGGGAUCUUGGAUUUUUAGGAAAAUAUGAUCCAAACCAAUACUUUAAAAACUUAAAUAACAAGAAAGCUUGGAAGCAGACAUGGGAUGGUUCUUGGCCAAAUACAGGUGAAAGCAAAAAUGAGCAGACGACAAUAGAAACAACAUCAUCAGAAUUAAAUGUAGAAACACAUUUUGGGAAUACUGCAAAUGAAGAACAAUUGAUUGUUACUGGCCAUGGAAACCAUAACCAGCAUGGGAAAGAUAACCUGAAGACAUGGGACGGCUCAUGGCCAGGAAAAUCUUCGUCAGACAGUGAUACGGCAAAAUCUUGGGCCGAAGCAUGGAAACAGGAAAUGCCUGGACAAAAAGGUACAAAGGGGUCGACAAACAGUAAAGAGUCGUGGAAUGGAAAAUGGUCAGAUGCUUGGCCUGGGGUUCCAGAAAGUAAAGCUUCCAUUACCGACACUAGCAAGACUGAAAAACAAGGAACUGAUGAAAACAGCUUUUCACAUUCCUCUAGAGUUCUGUCGGAAAUAAUUGCAAUGCUACAGAAACUCAGGGAAUCAAAGCACAAAUAAAAUAUUCCUUUAUAUACUU